UGAUAGUGUAGAAUAGUUAGUCGGUAAAAUGUUUCAUAAUGUGCUGAGGUAUAGAAAUCAGAUAUUAAUAACUAUAUGUGGGUAUGUGGGUCAUCUGCUUUGUGGCUAUGGAAUCAGUUGGACGGCGCCGAUCAUUCCGAAAUUGGAGAACCCUGACGAAUCUCCAUUAUCAAGACCACUUUCCGACAUAGAAAUGUCUUUGCUGGCAUCUGUGUUAUAUAUUGCUGGGUUACCGGCUGUGCUGUCGAUGAGCUGGUUCUCCAAUUUCAAAGGCCGAAAAGCAAGUUACGUUCUCUCGGCAACUUUUUACAUCAUCGGUUUCGCCAUGUUGGGGUCAGCUACCAACUUCACGAUGAUGUUCAUUGCUAGAAUCAUCAACACAUUUGGUUUUAGCAUAGCGAAUAUGAUAAACACCAUUUAUAUUGGAGAAAUCGCAUCAAGCAACAUUCGAGGGAUCUUCCUGACUGGGCUUGGAGUAAUACAAACAUUGGGAUCCCUAAUAUUAUUCAGUGUCGGGCCUUUCGUUUCCUACAGUAUGGUAUCGUAUAUUGGUGUUGCUAUAUCUGCAGUAUAUUUCCUGGCAGUUCUCUGCAUACCUGAAUCUCCUGUAUAUCUUGCUUUGAAAGAUGAAGACAAAAAAUUAAGCCAAGUCCUCCAAAUACUUGGUAGGGAAUCCGAAAUAGAAAACAUAAUGGAACUAAAGAAUACUCAAGUCAAAACAAACGAUUUAGAAGACUGGAAAGAAUUGUUUACACUUAAAUGCAACAGAAAAGCAUUAUUUAUUACUGUAACUAUAAGCGUAUUGAACUAUUUAAGUGGUAUAUUAGUGGUUGUUUUUUUUUCGACAUCGAUUUUCAAAAUGGCGGAUUCAUCUGUCCCGCCAAGUUUAGCUACUAUUAUCAUUGGAUGUACUCAAUUGGUAGGGAGUGUUAUUGCUCCAUUAUGUGUGGAAAUAUCUGGAAGGCGAAUUUUGUUAUUGGUUUCAACUGGUGUUUGCUGUGUUAGUAUGGUCGUAUUUGGUUUCCAUUUCUUUUUGAUAUACAUAAACUCGCCCCUAGUGGAGCACAUUAAAUGGCUCCCCUUAGCCUCAUUAGUGAUCUUCUUCAUGAGUAAUAAUAUGGGCUUUGGUGUCAUACCCAGUACACUAACAGGGGAAUUAUUCAACUCCAAUGUUCGAAGCAAAGGCACGGCCACCGUAUUCGUGGUAUCUUGGAUCUCUGGCUUUAUCAUAACAACCAUUUUCAACACUCUGAUCUCAUCUGUUGGUGCUUAUGCUGUCUUCUGGUUCUUCUCUUUUACGUGCGGGUUGGCUUUUCUCUUCACUUUGUUCUUUAUACCAGAGACAAAGGGUAAAAGCUUGAUUGAAAUACAAGAAAUUCUGAGUAAAUGA
This is a messenger RNA of Pieris brassicae (large cabbage white), 1390 nucleotides long. RefSeq names its product facilitated trehalose transporter Tret1-like. NCBI's taxonomy places the organism in Eukaryota, Metazoa, Arthropoda, Insecta, Lepidoptera, Pieridae. Gene Ontology annotation, cellular component: membrane. The coding region runs from base 29 to 1390 and encodes 453 amino acids. Gene Ontology annotation, molecular function: transmembrane transporter activity. The record is from RefSeq and is a predicted model, not a curated record. The transcript has 7 exons. Gene Ontology annotation, biological process: transmembrane transport.